Impatiens glandulifera is the source of this 1962-nucleotide messenger RNA. RefSeq names its product cucumisin-like. The transcript has 7 exons. Gene Ontology annotation, biological process: proteolysis. The record is from RefSeq and is a predicted model, not a curated record. Gene Ontology annotation, molecular function: serine-type endopeptidase activity. NCBI's taxonomy places the organism in Eukaryota, Viridiplantae, Streptophyta, Magnoliopsida, Ericales, Balsaminaceae. Bases 1 to 1962 code for a protein of 653 amino acids.
AUGAAAGGAGUUGUAUCUGUGUUUCCUAAUAGAAACAAUGACAUGCUUACGACAAGAUCAUGGGACUUCAUAAAUUUUCCUGAAUCGAUCAAAAGAAAAACAGAUGAGAGCAACAUCAUUGUUGCGGUAAUAGAUUCCGGAAUUUGGCCAGAGUCUAUAAGUUUUCAAAAUUCAAGAUUUAGUUUCUUUUGGCGUCCACCAAAUAAAUGGAAAGGCUCGUGUAGUAGUGGACUAACCAAUUUCACUUGUAAUAACAAAAUCAUUGGAGCAAGGUAUUACAAAAAGAAUGGUCACUUCUCUACAGAGGAUGAUCAAUCUCCAAGAGACACCAUUGGUCAUGGAACUUAUAUGGCCUCAAUAAUUGCGGGCAACAUUGAUAAAUCAGCAAGUUUUUUUGGCCUAGGUAGAGGUACAGCUCGAGGCGGUGUUCCAUCUUCGCUAAUUGCCGCAUAUAAAGUAUGUUGGUCCUCUGGUUGCGACGAUGCUGAUAUCAUUGCUGCAUUCGCUGAUGCAAUCAGCGAUGGCGUAGACAUAAUAUCAAUUUCAAUGGGAGAUGAAAAUCCUAUAAGCUAUUUUACGAAUUCUUUAUCUAUUGGGAGUUUUAAAGCAAUGAGAAACGGAAUUUUAACGAUAGUGCCAACAGGAAAUAAGGGUCCCAAACCUUCGAGUUUAUUGAAUGUUUUUCCAUGGGUACUUUCAGUCGGAGCAAGCACUAUUGAUCGAAACUUCAUUAACAAUUUACAAAUGGGUAGUGGUAUGGUUCUUAAGGGAGUUUCAAUAAAUGUGUUUGCUGCAUCUGAUUACUACCCUAUUGUGUAUGGUUCAGAUGUGCCAAAUAAAAUAAUGAAUGUUUCCAUCAACGUAUCUAGAACGUGCCAAAGAAACUCACUCGAUACUAAAUUGGUAAAGAAUAAAAUUGUCAUUUGUGACGAAUAUAAUAUAGGGACAGAAGCUCUUUCUGUUGGUGCAGCUGGUAUGGUGAUACGAGCUCGUGAAAGAAAAGAUGACUCUGAAGCGUUUGUCCUCCCCACAGCUUAUGUUAUCGGAAAUCAGAUCAACCGAAUGAGUAACUAUUAUAUGAGAUUAAGAGCGUUGAAUAUGACUCCAACUGCUGUAAUAUUCAAGACUAGAGGAGGUCUUGAUGCUUCGUCACCAUAUAUUGGAUCCUUCUCAUCUAGGGGACCGAAUCUUUUAACACCUGAAAUCCUGAAGCCGGAUUUGUGUGCGCCUGGUGUUCAUAUCUUGGCUGCAUGGACACCUUUGAAUUCUCCUACUAAGGAACAAAUUGAUAAGAGAAGGUCACCGUAUAACAUUUUAUCGGGCACUUCCAUGGCAUCUUCACAUGUUGCAGCUGCAGCAGCUUAUGUCAAAUCUUUUAAUCCAUCGUGGUCUCCGGCCGCUAUAAAAUCCGCUCUUAUUACAACGGCCUCAAAGAUGAGUGAAACAACAACUCCUGAUGCAGAAUUUGCUUACGGAGCAGGCCAAAUAAACAUUGCUAGUGCCAUAAGUCCCGGCCUUGUAUAUGAUGCGGAAAUAGAUGAUUAUGUGCGGUUCUUGUGUGGGCAAGGCUACACAAAUGAGCAAUUGUAUCUUCUUACAUGUGAACAUACUUCUUGCACUACUUAUGGGAGUACAAUUUCUUCGAAUCUUAACAUGCCUUCAUUUUCUAUCCCUGUUUCUCGUUCAACUCGAUUUAAUGUCACCAUGACUAGAAAAAUUACCAAUGUGGGAACGGAAUCAUUUACUUACGAUGCCGUGAUUUCGUCUCCGCCGUCAGUACAAAUAAGAGUGGUUCCCAACAAACUUUUAUUUUAUAAGGUUGGAACAACUGUACAAUUCACAAUGAUUGUAGAGGGAAUCCUUACUAGAGAGAAAAUGGUUUCCGCAUCUUUGUCUUGGAUAGGUCCCAAAAACACAGUGAGAAGUCCUAUUGUUGUAUUUGUUAGAGAACAACCACGAUGA